GGAGCGGCGGUAAGAUGGCGGCGGCCGCCGCUGGGCUGAACUGGAGGCGGGUGUCUUCCUUCACGGGGCCGGUGCCGCGCUCCCGCCACGGGCACCGCGCGGUCGCCAUCCGCGAGCUGGUCAUUAUCUUCGGGGGCGGCAACGAGGGCAUCGCCGACGAGCUGCACGUCUACAACACCGUUACAAAUCAAUGGUUCCUUCCUGCUGUAAGGGGAGAUAUUCCUCCAGGCUGUGCAGCACAUGGAUUUGUUUGUGAUGGUACCAGAAUACUGGUUUUCGGAGGAAUGGUGGAAUAUGGAAGAUACAGUAAUGAUCUAUAUGAAUUGCAGGCAAGUAGAUGGCUCUGGAAAAAAGUAAAACCUCAAGCUCCUUCCACUGGAUCACCACCAUGUCCUCGGCUUGGCCACAGCUUUUCUUUAUAUGGUAACAAGUGCUAUUUAUUUGGUGGCCUGGCAAAUGAAAGCGAGGAUUCAAAUAAUAAUGUUCCCAGAUAUUUAAAUGAUUUCUAUGAACUGGAGCUGCAACAUGGUUCUGGUGUUGUCGGAUGGAGUAUUCCUGUGACCAAAGGAGUCUUGCCAUCUCCUCGAGAAUCUCACACAGCCAUCGUGUACUGCAGAAAAGAUACAGGAAGUCCAAAGAUGUUUAUUUUUGGAGGGAUGUGUGGCUGUCGGCUUAAUGAUCUCUGGGAACUUGACAUACGUGAGUUGAUUUGCCAGCAAACCAUGACCUGGUCAAGACCAGAAACUAAAGGGACAAUACCACUUCCUCGCAGUCUCCAUACAGCCAAUGUAAUAGGAAACAAAAUGUAUAUUUUUGGUGGAUGGGUUCCACAGUCGACAGGAGGUGAAAUUUCUGCUCAUGAUGGUGAAUGGAAAUGCACUGGUUCAUUCUGUUACCUUAAUUUGGAUACCACAGAAUGGAUAGGGCUGAUCUCAGAUUGCCAGGAGGACAAGAGUAACUCAUUACCAGGUCCACGAGCAGGACACUGUGCUGUAGCAGUUGGCACUCGUCUAUAUAUCUGGAGUGGUCGAGAUGGUUACAGAAAAGCUUGGAACAAUCAAGUUUGCUGCAAAGAUCUUUGGUACCUUGAUACUGAGAAACCUCCAGCACCAUCGCAGGUACAGCUGAUUAGAGCUACAACCAACUCUUUUCAAGUGAAAUGGGAUGAAGUACCUACAGUUGAAGGAUAUCUUCUUCAGUUGCAUGCUGACUCGCCAGUACCAUCAGCGGCUGGAAUACACGCUGCUGGGGUUCCUGAGACCUCAGUGCUGAGUUCACAAGGUGGCUCUUCUCUACAUCAAAGUCCACAGUCAUUGCCUAAUGUCCUUUAUCCAGAAGUGAAGGUGGAUCAUCCCAGCCUGACAAAUAAUGUCAUUCCUAAUAAUGUCCAAGUUUCCCUUUCAUCCAAUUCAUUAAAAGCAGAAGAAAAGGUUGCAGCACCUGAAAACAAGAUCACACAGGAGAUGAUGAAAAAACAUGCAGAUGCUACAGGAUUUAAAGAAUCAAAUGCCCCAUCUCUUUUGCCUGUUUGUACUUCAAGUCCUCAGACUUCAGCAAAUGUAGGUGAAUUACAUGACUUCGACAAACGAACUGUAAAUCCUGAUGCUUCUGUAUCCAGUACUGUCUCCAGCACACAAUCUAUGGUAACCCAGCAGGCUGUUAAAACUGAAUCAUCAAGUACAAAUGGGGCAGUUGUUAAAGAUGAAACUUCACUAACAACAUUCAAUUCAAAAUCUGAAGUUGCUGAAACUGCUUGUACCAUGCCUUCAACAAGGGUUAAUACUGGACAGACAAAUGAUUCACACUCCUCUAAACCUCCACAAAGACAGAUGGCUCCAGUGAAAACAAGAGACCGGCAGUGGUAUGAUGUUGGAAUUUUUAAGAACAACAGUGCUGUGGUGAGCCAGUUCUACUUGCUCCCAGAGGAAACAAUGAGUGUCUCUAACAAGAUGGAAAGUGCCAAUGUCCCAGACUACAGGUUACUUAAGAAACAGGAUCUUUUUCCAGGCACAGUGUACAGGUUCAGAGUUGCUGCAAUUAAUGGCUGUGGUGUUGGGCCUUUCAGUAAAAUCAGCGAAUUCAAAACAUGCAUUCCAGGUUUUCCUGGAGCACCUUCAACAGUCAAAAUCACUAAGAGUGUAGACUGUAUUCAUCUAUCUUGGGAGCCUCCUGCAUCACCCUCUGGAAAUAUUUUAGAAUAUUCUGCCUACUUGGCUAUCCGAUCCACACAAUUACAGGAAAAUCCAAGUCAGCUUGUGUUUAUGAGGAUAUACUGUGGUCUUAAAACAUCAUGUGUAGUGACUGCUGCCCAGCUUUCCAAUGCUCAUGUUGAUUACACUUCCCGACCUGCUAUAGUGUUUAGAAUUUCUGCAAAGAAUGAGAGAGGAUAUGGACCAGCCACACAAGUUCGAUGGCUUCAAGAUCUGAAAACAUCAAGCUCAAAGUAGGAACAACGUAAUAAAUCUCAACUUUGGAAUGUAGUGUUUAAUGUAACUCUUGUACUAUUUGUAAAUGCUACAAAUAUUUUAUUUUUGCAUUGUUUUUACCUUAAAAAGAUAUAACCUUUUUUUACGUUUGAAACAUCAGCGUUAGGCAGCCUUGCUCAGAUUAUGAGCACUGUAUGGAAGCUAUAUUGAAGGUGGUGGGGUGGAGGACCAUACUCUUCUCCAGUAGCUCUUUUUGGUAGGGACUGUUAAAAUGCAAAGUUUCAGAUUUAUAAUUAAUAAAUAACAGACUGACAAAUGCAGUAGUAUUGGAGGUGGAGUUCCCCCUGAUUGCUGCAGAUCUUGCAGAGAUAAUUUCUCAGAUUUGGUGUAUGAGCAAAUCCUAUUUGGUUUCGGUUCUUUAUACCACACGUUGUUCAGUGUGGUGUCUGAGUGCAAGGCAGAAAUUUCCAGUUAUUACAUAGUAACUUAAAAAUGUAUAAAUAUUUUAAUAUAUACCUUUUUUGUAAAGAAAUGAUUUUUCUACUAUUUGUAACAAAUACCAUAACCUUGAAAGAUAUCCCCUGAAGAUUUAAAAGGAAAAAGAUAAAUGUAGUAAUUUCUCUUCCUACAAAAAAAAGGACGAACAUAAAUUCAUUGUAAAUGCACUACUAAUGUUUAGAAUUUUCCUUUUGUAGUUGUACAAAUCUUAAACUUGUAAAUACCAAUGUUUACAAGAGACCUUUUCUGGUCUUGUAUAAACUUCCAUGAGAUUCAUUAUCUUUUUUUUCUUUUUUCCUUUUUUUUUUUUUUUUAAUCCAUAUGCUUUGCUUUUAGCAUAUGCUUUGCUUUUUGCACUAAUAAUAACUUACCUCAUUCCUGUGUUUUGUAAUCACUUCUGUUGCUUCCAUAAUGUAUCUGUAAAACUUCAAUCUGAAAACCUUAACCAAAGUCUAGAAUACAUGGUAAGCAAUUUUGCACAUAUUAUAUUGCAACUUUCAACAUAUUUAUUCCAGUUAAUCUUCUAGAGUGCUUGUUUGCUUUACCAGUAUAUUCUACUAAUCAAGUUCAGUAUCUCCCUUUUUACUAUGCAUCACUUUUCACAUUUAUUAGCUAGCUGAUAAAUUCAACAAGCAUUACUUCUAGGAAUAGGUUGAUCCAUUCCUAUGCUAAAAGAAAAAUAAAUGUUCACAGUAGUUGAAAUAAAGGUAAACAUUUUAAAAUGCUAUUUAUGUAUCUCUAUAUAAACAAACCUGUGUUUACCAAAGUGUAGAGGAAAAUGUCUGAGUUGGACAAAGUCACUAGGUGGAUAGAUUGAGGCACCUAAAUAAGAUUUAUUUUAACAUAAAAAUCUAAAUUAUUUACUGUGCAAUGAAGUUUAUACUUUGCACUUUAAUUUUGCCCCAAAUGCCAAAAGAUUGUAAGUCAAGGUAGAGUUUCUUGCCUCUGCUGGUUAAAAUUUGUCUUAAGAGCAUUUGUAAAUAUAUAAACUGAAAUAAAUAAUGUGCCUGGUGUGGUGGGAGAAGUAUCACUAAGAUAUUAGAGAUUUAACAGCUCAAGUAUCCCAGAGGAGAUUUAAUAGCCAAGUUUUUAACUACCCUGAAAAUCAGGGUUGUAAUCAAAGUGCUGAUGCAGCCUUAAUUAACACAACCCAUCACAUGCUAUAAUAGCACGGAAAAAGUGCUGGGGACCAUAAAUCGCCAUGGUAGUAUUUAUUGUGGCACUGGAGUUACACACAUGGUUUUACUCCAGUGGGCAGGAAAAUCCUGUGUUCAUGACAGUGCAGAUAUUCCCAGAUUCACUUUAAACAGUGUUCAUAGUACGAAUGUAUAGGACUUUAUCCUGGAGUUAACUGGCUUUAAACUAUUUGUGUUUUAAUGGUCCAUUUCAUUGGGUAUGAUCUCACUACAAAUACUGUCUGAUAACUAAAAUACCAUACACAUGAACUGUUAACUAGAAGAAUAGGAUUUGGUUUUUCUUCUUAUUAGUACUGUGAAAGAAGCCUUUAGAGAAAACACUUGUGGCUUUGAUUUUGUUGGUUGAUAGGUGUGAUUGUAGAGUUGUUAUUUCAGAAUAAAAAUCUGUCGGGUAGGUCUGGGUGGAGUUCUUUUGCACUUAAAUUUUCACACGCUUUGCACAAUUUCUUUUUCAGUGGGUAUGUCACAACUACCAAAGGGUAAAACUGUGGCGUUUUCAAUGAAAGUAUUAAUAUCCUUGUACAUGUGCUUUCUUUGGCUGACUUGACAUGUCACUUUCUCUUCUUUGUCCAAGUAGGGUGACGCUGAAUAGUGAUCCAUAUGCAAAUCUUCAGUUCCUCACAGUUUUACUUUAAAAUGAGCUUGUGGUACACGCUGUAAAAUACACUUUGUAGUCUGUUUUUAGAACUGUAUUUAUAAUGUCUAAAUCCCACCUAUUUUCCUAUCAACCAGAUACCAGACAAAUACUGAUUGCUGUUUCACAUUUGUUUGGAAGACUGUUGCCAUCAGCUCUUUGAGAAUCUGUGUUAGCCAUUUAUUUCACGUGUCGCGCUAAAGGACAUAAGCUGAAAUCUAUCAGGUGGCAGUAUCCAUAUUGUAGAAAUGUCUGAGUUUACUAAAACUCCUUGGGGAAGUUGUGACUGUGUAAGGAGAGGACAGUUGUGCUGGUUACAGCAGCAGACACUGCUACAGCUUCACCUGAAGAAUGUUCUUGUGCAAGUGGAGAAGUGAACAAUAACCUACACUUUGUGUUUUCCAAGUAAUGAUAGCAAUAUCUUUUUGAAUGUAGUUUGGAGUAGAGCACAUGAUCAUGCCAUACACUGAAGAUAGAAGUAUUACUGUUGUUAUCUGAUAUUUCAGGAUAGCGAAUUUGACGUGAACUUAGUCUUACAGCCUGUUACUUAAUGACCUCUACAAGGGAACUGACAUUUUGUACAUUCAAGUUGAUUGGUCUUAUUUUAAAGCAUUGUUUGUUCUUUGUAAUAAAGUGAUUGUCCUAUCAAAUGCA
Pogoniulus pusillus (Red-fronted tinkerbird) is the source of this 5408-nucleotide messenger RNA. It is a transcript of the gene HCFC2, whose product is annotated as host cell factor C2. The transcript has 16 exons. Gene Ontology annotation, biological process: regulation of DNA-templated transcription; chromatin remodeling. Gene Ontology annotation, cellular component: histone methyltransferase complex. Lineage: Eukaryota; Metazoa; Chordata; Aves; Piciformes; Lybiidae. Gene Ontology annotation, molecular function: transcription coactivator activity; protein binding. Bases 15 to 2447 code for a protein of 810 amino acids. The record is from RefSeq and is a predicted model, not a curated record.